This is a messenger RNA of Lucilia sericata (common green bottle fly), 4358 nucleotides long. RefSeq names its product MAP kinase-activating death domain protein-like. The transcript has 15 exons. The record is from RefSeq and is a predicted model, not a curated record. Lineage: Eukaryota; Metazoa; Arthropoda; Insecta; Diptera; Calliphoridae. Gene Ontology annotation, molecular function: guanyl-nucleotide exchange factor activity. The annotation marks the transcript as partial. Gene Ontology annotation, biological process: regulation of apoptotic process; regulation of Rab protein signal transduction. Gene Ontology annotation, cellular component: cytosol.
AUUUUGCAGCAGGAGAGGCUUUGUAAACUACUGGUUACUGCAAAAAUCCAUCUGUAACAUAAAGGCAAUAAUGAAUUGAAAAUUCAUGUUGAAAUUUUCAACAUAAACAAAAGUUGUUUUAAAAAGAAGACAAUAGCAAGUAAUAGAUAACAAAUCUAUAAAAAAGCAAAACAAAAUCAUCAAUUAUGGCCGAACAACAGAAGCUAUCGUUGUGUCCACGUUUAGUGGACUAUUUGGCAAUUGUGGGUGCUCGAACAACACCACCAAUACACAAGGGAUUACCAGGAAAUAAGACACCACCUGUACAAAUCCCCGAACUUUUAAGACGUUAUCCACCCUCGGAUCAUGCCGAUUUUCCCUUACCUCUCGAUAUGGUAUAUUUUUGUCAACCCGAAGGUUGUACCAGUGUUGGUCCUCGAAGAACUGGCUCAGCCAUUCGAGAUAUGACAUCAUUUGUAUUCGCCUUAACCGAUAAAGAUUCCGGAAAGACGCGAUACGGUAUAUGUGUUAAUUUCUAUAGACCCGUAGAGAAACAUACGCCCAAUGUGGAGAAAGCCCAAACUCACAACACACCAGCGACAGCCCAAAGUACACGGGGUCGUAGAAGUUCGGCAUUUCGCCGAGAAUCAUGGCGAAAAAGUAUGGAGCGAAGUUCAGAUUCGGCAUUUAGUAGUUACGGCCUUCUAACUUCUUCUAGCGACUACAGAAGUAACGUCGCACCAAGUGAUUCUGAUCGUGAAAUGACUUCUCGUAGAGAUUCCGAUACCCAACAUCAUGUAUCACAUCAUGGUCACAAUAUGCAACAGGUGCCGAAAUUGGGUCUAAUGGCACCUUCAGCUGAUUCCGAAUCGGGUGGCAGUCAUUCACCCUCACCGCGGGCCUCUAGGAAACGUACAAAAUUAAGAAAUCAAUCAUUGACUUCAUUGUGCAUAAUAUCACAUCAUCCUUUCUUCACCACAUUUCGUGAAUGUUUAUUUAUAUUGAAGAAGUUAAUAGAUGCCUGUAAUGAAUCCUCCUCACCCAAGAGGGUGGGGGCAUCACAGAAAAAUAAUCGAGAUAAUGUGUGGACCGUAUUAACGGGUCAUGCUAGUGAGGCGACUUCUUCUAUAGUGCUACAUGAUGUUAAAGAAAUUGAAACCUGGAUAUUGAGAUUGUUAUCCACACCGGUACCAGUGCCGGGUUCAACAAGAGUUGAGGUGGAGGUACUAUCUCCCACAGUCCAUGAACCUUUACUGUUCGCUUUGCCCGAUCAUACUAGAUUUUCCUUAGUUGACUUUCCUUUACAUUUGCCUUUGGAGUUGUUGGGCGUAGAGACCUGCUUAAAGGUUUGGACUUUAAUUAUGUUGGAGAACAAGGUGUUGUUUCAAUCUCGUGACUAUAAUGCACUCUCCAUGUCGGUAAUGGCGUUUGUCACAAUGUUAUAUCCUUUGGAAUAUAUGUUUCCGGUGAUACCGCUACUGCCCACAUGUUUGAGUUGUGCUGAACAAUUGCUGUUGGCUCCCACACCGUUUGUUAUUGGUGUACCGGCCACAUUUUUAAUGUAUAAAAAGAAUUUCCGCUUGCCCGAUGAUAUUUGGGUGGUGGAUUUGGAUUCUACAAAACUAACUCCUCCUACUGGCGGCUAUGAUGAAAUACCUCCGCUUCCCGAACCAGAAGGCACAGUUUUGAAAAAUCAUUUGAAACAGGCUAUGCAACUUAUGGAUGAAGCUGGACUUGGUGCUUUAAGUUCCAUGACUGCUUCAAAUCAAGCAAUAUCAACACAACAACUAAUGCCCUCGGUAAGGGAUAGUUUAACAGAGCCCACUUUAUUGGGGGUCUCACAGGCCAGAUUACCCUUACAGUCACCCUCUCAAUCGGCUUAUACUAGUCAAAGAAAUUCGGUGUCUACUCAGGGAGCCAUGUCACGACAGCCCAGUCCCAUGAAUUCACCGGCCUUAAAUCCUUUUAUAUAUGGCACCGAUGUCGAUUCGGUAGAUGUGGCCACCAGAGUAGCCAUGGUGCGUUUCUUUAACUCCCAAAAUACUUUGGCCAACUUUGCUGAACACACUCGUACGCUACGCUUAUAUCCUCGUCCUGUGGUGGCCUUUCAAAUUAAUAGCUUUUUACGCUCACGACCUCGCGCUUCAUCGUUCCUCAAUCAGUUUGCCAAGACUCAGGCUGUAGAAUUUUUAGCUGAAUGGUCUCUGACACCCACAAAUGUAGCCUUUCUUAGAGUACAAACUGGUGUUAUGGAUCCUUUACAAGUUGGCGAUAAACCCAAAUGGUUUGCUCAUGGUUUAACACCUAUACGUUUUUCCGUUUGGGAUGAUGGCAGUUCCUUAAAUGGUGCUUUACGUUCACUCAAACAAUUGGAAUGUGCUGCCACCGAUGAGAGUGGUUCUGAUUCCGAGGGGGCCGAUAGUUCGAGUUCUUCUUAUUCCUCUUUGAGUGAUUUUGUUUCGGAAAUGGUUUCAUCUGAUCUUUCGCCUAGUUUACAUGAUGUUUUUGGCUCACACAAUCGUCCUCAUAAUGUUCCUCAGACAUUGUCUUCUAAUUUAGAUCCAGCAUUGGUGCAUCCUCCUAGUAAGCUACAAUAUCCCGAGGGUAUGGUGGAACAAAUGUCUUCCAAAGAGGAUGAAGAUGAUCGUCCAGAGUCGCCCAUGUCAUCAGCCUCAUCUAGUCGUUCCGACUUGUCCUCGCCUAGUUUUAAUCGUGAUUCGGAAUUUGAUUUUCCCGCCAAACCAUUUGAGUUGGCUGCACCAGUGGCUCAAAGACUAGAUGCCACCAUUAAGGCGGCCAGUUUGGAACAGGAAUCGGAAACUAAUUCUAAUAUAACAAUUACCGCACCUCAAGGUCAUCAGAGGACGCCGAGAGAUCAAGAAAAUCGGCAUGUAACGGAAAAGAAAAUACCGCCUCCCAUUACGCCCGUUAAACAGCCCAGUGUCACUAAUAUCUUGGCUCGUACUGGUAGCUCUGGUUCCAGUUCCAGCAGCCCAGGACGUCAAUCCUCACAGUCCUCACUAUUUGAAAAUAUUGCUUCACAUGCCAAGGAUUUAGUAAGAGAAACUACCCGACAAAGUAGCCAGGAGGGCAUAUUGGCUCACAUGGACAAGCAAUCUUUGGAUGAAGAUAUUGAUGACAAAAUGCGUCAUACAUUCGAAAAGCUUACAUUGCAUGCUAAGAAAGCAGCCGGGGAAGCAUCCAAGCAGGCUUUAGAAGUCUCUAAGCAGGCGGCUGGAGUUAGUAAGAAUACCUUUGAGGAUUUAAGUUAUGUGGGUAAAUCAACCUUGGGAGAUAUAACGAAAAAAGCCAAGGAAGAAGCCACUAAAAAGGGUCUUAUCAAAGUAGAUGAAAAAGCAGAACCACCAAGUCCAGGAGCAGGCAAUCAAUUGGCUACACAGAAACAAUUACAAAACAGUGGAACGGGUUCGGGAAAUUUCUUUUCUAAUAUAGGCAGUGAUUUCAAUGGUUUGGCCUCCUCAACUUCCACCAUGUUUUCGGGAAUGUUUGGAAAGAAAAACCAACAAAAACAACCCCAAGUCUCAGCACAACAAACUAUGGGUCCUAAAUCAAAGUCAGGUUUGGGUUUCGAUCCCUUCCCAGGACGUAAAGGUUUAGUAGAAAGAACACCUUUAAUAAAACAUGCUGGACCGCAUAAAACCCAAGAAGAAAUAACAAGACAACAAAAUCAGGAAAGAUCACAUAGUAAUGCUGAAAAUCAGGCCUUUCUAAAAGACAUGACAAAUCAGGUAUUGGCCGGUGAAGGUAUAGGCUGGUUGAAAAUGAAUCGUUUUAAGAAACUAAUGGAAGAUGAAUCCUAUCGCACUUUGGUCUUAAGUAAAUUAAAUAAAACUUUGGAUAAGAAAAUAGCCCCAGAUGAUCAUAUAGAUGAUAUGUGUGUCACCAAACCGGUAUGGAAGGGUAUGCUGAAAUGUCUACAGGCCAUUACUUCCGGCCUGGAGGUUACUUUCUCUAAUUUUGGUUUGGGUGGCACAGCCUCCGUUUUUCAAAUGAUGGAAAUUGCUCAUACCCAUUACUGGAGUAAAGAACUCAAUGAUGCUAGUGAUAUGUCUUCUAGUUUACUCUCUAGCCAUGCCACCAGUCCUAUGGGUAGUAGGGAAAAUUUACGCUCCCCCUCUAGUCCUAAUGGUUCACACUCCGGUCUGGGCAGUGAAUGGGCUUCACCGCAAGAAUCUCGUAAAAGUUCUACUCAUACCGAUAGAUCGGGACCAACACAAGUUGCUGGCAAUACUGGUCCCUCUAGACGUCUAUCCACAGCCGAUAGUCAAGAUGGCCAAUCUACCACAGAAAUGUUUAAGGAUAUGUUGGCUCAGAAGCGAUCGGCUUUGUUGAGUAAAUUGACUUCAUUUGACUCAGAU